Molecule: messenger RNA, 846 nt
Organism: Pseudocercospora fijiensis CIRAD86
Lineage: Eukaryota; Fungi; Ascomycota; Dothideomycetes; Mycosphaerellales; Mycosphaerellaceae
Exons: 3
Coding region: 1-846 (281 amino acids)
Source: RefSeq, a predicted model, not a curated record
AUGGGCGUCGUGACCACCCGCAUCUUCGUCAGCACGCCAUACCAGAAGAAAGGUAUCCAAUUCUUCAUGCACCUGUCGGCCACACCAGACAUGCCGAAGAUGACACCACUUCCCUUCGUCGGUCUCCCUGCCACGGAAGACACUAAUGCUGCGGAGGUCGAUCACUACGGAUCGCUUGGAACCACAACCACAGAUGUUCUACCAGACACGGACCAUCCACAUCUGCAAGUCAGCACCACCUACUACGAGCCCUCGACGAAGCUUCACCCCUACUUCAAGGGCAAGGACGUCGAGCGACCAGACCCCUGUCAGGCCGGUCAACUCACCGUGCUCGAUGUGGAUGCCGCGAAGGAGAACUGGGACGCCGCCCUGCUAAAGGAGUACACCAACAAGCUGGGCUUGCACGUCAUCCCGACCGCUGGGAAGGACGCCCACCAACCCCAUCAUCGCUGGCCGAUCCCCGAGCAAGUAAUGACUCGCUUGGGCUGCCCAAUCACCACACAGUCAUCAUACACACUCGAAGGCGGCCCCGAAAGCCCGCGUCUGGCUUCUGGACUGCCAGGCGAUUCACCGUUGAUACAGAAUGGAGUUGUGAUCCAUCAGGGCGCCCUAUUCACUCACGACGCAACAGAAGCUCUGCUAUUCCCACCAGAUCUGCAGGCUGCGGUGCGCAAUUUGGACUUGGGCUCCGAGAAGCCGCAGCUGAGCGUCGCUGCGAUGACCUUUGUGAUAGAGGACUCGCUAUCUCGGCGGUGGGAGCAAAUCCAAUUGUAUCCGCUCAGUACCAUGGUUCAACUUGUUUCUUUUGAAGCCAUUGAAAAUCAUACCACAUCCAAAAUCUCUUGA